AUGCAAAUGGUGCCUUGCUGAACGUAUAAAUACCGGGCGACAGCCGACUGAGAGUUACCCACUUGCUGGAACAACUGGCUGAAGGUUUCGUUCAAGACCUCACAGAACCUAUACUAAACCGUCAACAUGUGCGACGACGAAGAGGAGGAAGCUACUCCCCUGGUCUGCGACAAUGGCUCCGGACUGGUGAAGGCUGGCUUCGCCGGCGACGACGCCCCCAGGGCUGUCUUCCCAUCCAUCGUCGGCCGCCCAAGGCAUCAGGGCGUGAUGGUCGGUAUGGGUCAGAAGGACGCCUACGUGGGUGACGAGGCUCAGAGCAAGAGGGGUAUCCUCACCCUGAAGUACCCAGUCGAGCACGGCAUCGUCACCAACUGGGACGAUAUGGAGAAGGUCUGGCACCACACCUUCUACAACGAGCUGCGUAUCGCCCCCGAGGAGAACCCCUGCCUUCUGACAGAGGCUCCCCUCAACCCCAAGGCCAACAGGGAAAAGAUGACGCAGAUCAUGUUCGAGACCUUCAACUCUCCCGCCAUGUACGUGUGCAUCCAAGCUGUCCUGUGCCUGUACGCUUCCGGUCGUACGACUGGUAUCGUGCUGGACUCCGGCGAUGGUGUCUCUCACACUGUGCCCAUCUACGAGGGUUACGCCAUGCCCCACGCCAUCCUUCGUCUGGACCUGGCCGGCCGUGAGCUGACCAACUACCUGAUGAGGGUCAUGUGCGACCGUGGCUACGCCUUCGUCACCACGGCUGAGCGUGAGAUUGUCCGUGACAUCAAGGAGAAGCUGGGCUACGUCGCCCUGGACUUCGAGCAGGAGAUGUUGACGGCAGCUACCUCCACCUCCCUGGAGAAGAGCUACGAGCUGCCUGAUGGACAGGUCAUCACCAUUGGCAACGAGAGGUUCCGCUGCGCUGAGGCUCUCUUCCAGCCUUCCUUCCUUGGUAUGGAGUCUGCUGGUGUUCAUGAGACCGUCUACAACAGCAUCAUGAAGUGCGACAUCGACGUCCGUAAGGACCUGUACGCCAACAACGUCCUGUCCGGUGGCACCACCAUGUUCCCUGGCAUCGGCGACCGUAUGCAGAAGGAGAUGGUGGCUCUGGCUCCCACAACCAUGAAGAUCAAGAUCAUCGCUCCUCCAGAGAGGAAGUAUUCCUGCUGGAUCGGUGGCUCCAUCUUGGCUUCCCUGUCCACCUUCGCAGCUAUGUGGAUCAAGAAGUCCGAGUACGACGAGGCCGGCCCCGCCAUUGUCCACCGCAAGUGCUUCUAAGCGAUGUAAACUUUACUGUUGGGAAUUGUAAAUGUACUGUGUACCCUAUGUUGCUGCUGCUUUCUUCCGUAUUGUGUGUUGGGACCAGAGUAAGGAAAUGACUUGAUUAGGUGUACGUCAACGAGGAAACUCAACCAUUGAGACAACUAUGGUGCCUGUUAGCAAAUACUACAUGUGCGUGUAUCACAUUCGAUGCGUAUAUAGGUACUGAGAAAGAUUGUAAUUAUAACCGCAUGUCACCUGUGUAUUACAGACAUUCUUGUCUGACCGACAAAAUAUUCUAUUCUUGGACGAGAUUCACCACCCUAAGUCUCCAUCCACACAUGCAUGCGUUAUGCACUUAACAGGAAUUGAGACUGUGAGAUGGAAUUGUUAACGACGAACGGAAUAACGUGAAGGUGUAGAAAGUGAAGGAUUAUACGCAUUGUUCGUGGAAGUUCUGCAAUGCUUUACGUGCCAUUCCUCUGUCUGUUUUAACCGUGCACCAUCUCUAUGUUCAUGUGCCAAGAACCAGCCUAUGACAGCCCAGUCAAUAUUUCUCGACAUAUAAGCUCGAUCUAUUACAUGCCCAAGUUCCUGAAUGAUAUGUACGUUUUCGGAUCUUGAGUUAGUAACAUACAAGGUGCUAUACUGGACGAUUAGUAUUCCUGUACCGUCGAUUUUGUAUUAUGUAUAUUUUAUUGUAAGUCGAUAGUCUGAAUUUAUAAUAUUCUUAAAGCUUUUACAAUUGUAAGAAGUCUAUAAUUCAGCCGUAAGGCUGUCAUGGACUUUUAACUUGUAUAUGUUUAUGUAAAUAAACUUGUCAUCAUCACAUAAAG
Messenger RNA from Branchiostoma belcheri (Belcher's lancelet), 2084 nucleotides. Its product is annotated as actin, muscle. Bases 127 to 1266 code for a protein of 379 amino acids. The transcript has 5 exons. The record is from RefSeq and is a predicted model, not a curated record. Lineage: Eukaryota; Metazoa; Chordata; Leptocardii; Amphioxiformes; Branchiostomatidae.